AUGAAGUUCUCAAUUAAAUCGAAAUCAAUUGAACAUAUUGGUAAUAUCGAAGGUAUUGAUGGUGAUUGUCGUAUAUCUGCUUCUUACGAUGGUCAAGAUCAUAUCUAUUUGGUUAAUGGUAGCCAAAUAAGUAAUAGAAUUGAUCGAUUCAACAUCAAGACAAUACAAUUCGAAAGAUAUGAUAAAUUACCUGAUGAAUACGGUCAACAGGUUCAAAAAAGCAAAAAUUUAAAAACAAGUUGUAAAAUUUUAUUUUCAUCCAUUUUUUUUAAACUUAGAAUUGAUCGAUUCAACAUCAAAAUUGUAGUCUCAAUGAAAGUUGUGUUUUUUUGA
Molecule: messenger RNA, 333 nt
Organism: Heterostelium album PN500
Lineage: Eukaryota; Evosea; Eumycetozoa; Acytosteliales; Acytosteliaceae
Exons: 2
Coding region: 1-333 (110 amino acids)
Source: RefSeq, a predicted model, not a curated record